Suricata suricatta (meerkat) is the source of this 577-nucleotide messenger RNA. It is a transcript of the gene ZG16, whose product is annotated as zymogen granule protein 16. The record is from RefSeq and is a predicted model, not a curated record. The transcript is spliced from 3 exons. The coding region runs from base 1 to 459 and encodes 152 amino acids. NCBI's taxonomy places the organism in Eukaryota, Metazoa, Chordata, Mammalia, Carnivora, Herpestidae.
AUGAAGCUCCUGUCCCCUCCAGUUCAGGCUAGGUCCUCCUCCUACAAUGGAGAGUAUGGAGGCGGUGGAGGCCAGCGAUUCUCCCAUUCUGGUUACCAGCUGGAGGGCCCCAUCACCGCCAUCCGCAUCCGCCAGGACAACACCUGCAUCGUAGGGCUCCAGGUGCGCUAUGGCAAGAUGUGGAGUGACUAUGUGGGUGGCACCGAGGGGGACCUGGAGGAGAUUUUCCUGCACCCUGGGGAGGUAGUGAUCCAGGUGUCUGGCAAGUACGACAGCUACGUGAGGCAGCUGGUCUUUGUGACUGACAAAGGCCGGAAGAUGUCUUUUGGCACAGACAUAGGCACGAGUUUCACCGCUAUCCCCUUGUACCCCAAGACUGGGCUACGAUUCAUCAGCGGUCGUGCUGGCUCCCUCAUCGAUGCCAUUGGCCUGCACUGGGAUGUGUGCCUCAAGAACUGAAUCAGUUGUUGUACCGAUGCCUUGUCCUGGGUGAGCACUGCAGCCGGGGUUUAGGAGCACCAUGACACUAACCCCAUCCUUGUGGCUCAAUAAAAAAUAAAUAAAAGGAUACAGCUGA